Messenger RNA from Aspergillus steynii IBT 23096, 1518 nucleotides. Its product is annotated as cytochrome P450. Gene Ontology annotation, molecular function: oxidoreductase activity, acting on paired donors, with incorporation or reduction of molecular oxygen; monooxygenase activity; iron ion binding. The coding region runs from base 1 to 1518 and encodes 505 amino acids. Lineage: Eukaryota; Fungi; Ascomycota; Eurotiomycetes; Eurotiales; Aspergillaceae. The transcript has 5 exons. The record is from RefSeq and is a predicted model, not a curated record.
AUGAGCUUCACGCUGGCUGCCGCCGUGACGGCGUCUCUGCUUCUAUAUGUCGGUGCCUUGAUUGUUUAUCGACUGUUCCUCCACCCCUUCGCGAAAUACCCCGGACCCCGGCUGGCGGCCAUCUCGAACUGGUAUACCACGUUUUACGCCUGGCGCGGGGACCUGCAUCUCCAGGUCCGCCACUGGCAUGAGCAGUACGGCGAUGUCAUGCGAUUCGGACCCAGCUCGCUGAGCUUCAAUACUCACACCGGGAUGGGCGUCAUCUACGGCGCGCGCGCCAACGUGCACAAGGCCGAGGGCUACGCCUCGAUGAGUGCCAGCCGACGUACGCCCAACACCAUCACCGCGGUCGACAAGACCGUGCACGGGUUCAAACGGCGGAUCAUGGGCCAGGUCUUCUCCGAUCCGGGCUUGCGAUCCGUCCAGGAGCGCUUCCUGAUGAAUAUCCGCGACUUUACGGCCCUGCUGUGCCACGACGACCGGCCGUGGAGCACCGGGAGCGGUGAGUCUGAAGAUGGUUGGGGGCCGACGAAGGAUAUGGGUCGAAUCUGCGGCUGGUUGGCAUUCGACAUCAUCAGUGGUCUCUGCUACGACGAGGACUUCCACAUGUUGCACUCGCCCGAGUUGCGAUGGUUCCCGUCCUGUAUCGUGCAACCCAAGGUGUUUGACUGGAAGAUCGACCGCGUGCUGCUGGCGACGCAGUACCGGGAGAUGCUCGAGGCCGGCAGUUGGAUCCGCCAGCGCGCAGAGACCCGGGCACGCCUGGGCAACGACAUCAAGCAGAAAGACCUGUUCUACACGAUGAUGAACGCGACGGAUCCCAAGACCGGCCAGACCUUUACACAGAAGGAUUUGUGGCUGGAGUCGAUGCUGCUGCUGACUGCUGGAUCGGACACCACGUCCACGGCCAUGAGUGCUGUAUUCUUCUACCUGGCCCAUCAUCCGGAUGUGCGUGCUCGACUGACGCAGGAAAUCCGGACGGCAUUCUCCAACGAGGAGGAGAUCUGCAUGGGGCCGCAACUGAACGGCUGCGAGUUCCUACGUGCCUGCGUCAACGAGACCAUGCGACUGAUCCCCUCGGUCUCGGGGGUGCCGCCUCGCAAGGUCCAGACGGGCGGCAUCACCGUCGAUGGCGAGUAUAUCCCGGCCGGAAUGACCGUGGGUACCUCCAUCUACACCAUUCAGCGCAAUCCGCGUUAUUUCUGGGCGGCCGACGAGUUUCACCCACAGCGCUGGAUUGCAGACGUGAGGGCCGGUACCGACGAGGAAAGCGUCAAGACGGUCUGGCAAGCCUUCUGUCCGUUCGGCAUCGGUCCGCGCUCCUGCGUUGGCUGGCGUCUAGCCUGGAUCGAACUCAAUGUCUCCGUGGCACGCGCCAUCUUUCUCUACGACAUGCGCCUGGCUCCGGAAGCUCCAUGCUGUGGCGGGCAAUCCACACGAUGUGAUUACGGCUUCAAAGGCUGGAUGACCUCCGCCGUCGAGGGACCGUUGGUCCAGUUCCGGCCGCGGCAGUCUUGA